GUACUAUUUAUUAUCUUGCUGAUAAUUUGUAUCAAGCAAGUUGUUAAUAAUUAGAGGAGGAACGAAAAACAGUAAAAUACUAAAAUAAAAUAGGAAUAGUGAUGCGUUUCUUUCUUCAUGUCAGACAGGUGAAGUCAAUGGCAAAAUGCAGUAACAGUUACGUAGUGUAGAAACAACAAUUUUUUUCAGUCGGAUUUCUAUGUCGAUCACCACUGAUCACCACCUUACUUAUUGCCGGGAGAAAACGGGAGAGUUACCGGGAAGCUUUCGUCUGAGAAUUCUUUUGUACUAUUUUUUUGCGUCAAAAUUUGGUCCACCACAUCCAUCUCUAGAUAGACCGGUGGCACAUGCUUAUCUCUUGUACCAGCCUUCACUCCCAGCCCUCAUUCAAUGGCUGCCACCUUGGCUCUCUCCUCUCCCUCCCUCGCCGGGAAGACGAGGGCAGGGUCACCAUGCGCAAGACGAAGCCUUUCUCCUCUGGCAGCCCAUGGUACAGCCCCGACCGUGUCAAGUACCUCGGCCCCUUCUCCGGCGAGCCACCAUCCUACAUGACUGUUGUAUUCCCCGGUGACUACGGGUGGGACACUGCUGGCCUCUCUGCAGACCCUGAGACCUUUGCCAAGAACCGUGAGCUCCCCACUGCAGGUGGGCGAUGCUUGGAGAACUUGGCCGACCGCCUCGCUGAUCCUGUCAACAACAAUGCUUGGGCCUGCGCCGCCAACUUUGUCCCUGGCAAGUGAGCAAUGGAGGGAUCAUCACCAAGGAGUGAUCUUGAUGGAUUGCAUUGGUCCGACUUGUAAUUGCUCUUGGCGAUGUAAGAUGGUGAAUCGUGUACCAAUAGUGUAUAUUCAAUAAUGUUCUUUUAUUCUUCAAGCUCCUAUUCUCCCCAUAGUAACAUCUUGGUUGCAGACAGUGGGAGAGGCUUGGAGUAUGAUCCAAACCUCAUGCCUCUUCAUGCAAAAGCAUACAUGAUAUAUUGAUCAUCCAGCAACAUAGAGCGAACCAAUGAUUAAAUUACAAUAUCUCAGUCUAGAGGAAAGAACCAAGACUUCUUCACACCUCAUUACAAUAACAGUAGAUUAAGUUUCCGACCUUUAUUUUGCCCUUCCGAACUUAGCAGCUAAUGAGGCGACUGGCAGAAACAUGGAAAGGAAAGGUGGAUCUGAUCAAAACAGGAGCUACUGAUUCAUAGCUGACAGAGACAGCACCAAGAUACCAGUCGCUGAAAAUAAUAAUUACAGGCAUAUAUUUCAGAAAAAAAAUAAAAAAAAUAAAUCAUGCGUUUUUCUGAAAGUUAACUUUUUUGUUAA
Phoenix dactylifera (date palm) is the source of this 1310-nucleotide messenger RNA. Lineage: Eukaryota; Viridiplantae; Streptophyta; Magnoliopsida; Arecales; Arecaceae. The record is from RefSeq and is a predicted model, not a curated record.